Sesamum indicum (sesame) is the source of this 2511-nucleotide messenger RNA. NCBI's taxonomy places the organism in Eukaryota, Viridiplantae, Streptophyta, Magnoliopsida, Lamiales, Pedaliaceae. The record is from RefSeq and is a predicted model, not a curated record.
AUGGCUGUUAUUCGUAGAGGAUUUGCUGCAAACAAGAGAGGUACUGUAACUUCUCCACUCUCUUUUCUCUCUUCAUCUUUUCAUAAUCUCAGCCACGGAAAUAGGCCCUCUUCGCCAAAGCCCAGAAUAGAUUUCAGUUGUAUUCAUCAAGUAGAUGAUGCUGUUUUCUUGUUUCGUCAAAUGCUCAGAAUGCGCCCACAGCCCUUUGUUGUUCAGUUCACCAAACUGUUGAAUGUUGUUGUCAAGAUGAAACAAUACCGUGUUGCCCUUAAUAUAUUCGACGAAAUGCGUCAAUCGGGUGCCCCUGUAGACGAGUAUACAUUGACUCUCGUGAUUAAUUGCUAUUGCCUUCUCAACCGAGUAGACUUUGGAUUUGCUAUCUUGGGCAGUUUCUUCAAGCGCGGAUACGAGCCAAAUAUCAUUACUUUCACCACACUUAUAAAAGGGCUCUUUUUAGAUGAUAAAGUCGUCGAGGCAGAAAAAUUAUUCAAAAAGUUAUUGACGCUGAAACUCUGCGAACCCAAUGAAGUUACUAUUCUUACUGUGAUAAAUGGGCUAUGCAAAGCUGGACACACUCUCACUGCAUAUGAUUUGCUUCGGUUAUUUGAAAAGACAAGCUUCAAACCUGAUGUUAAAACUUAUAGCACAGUAAUUGAUAGUUUGUGCAAGGAUCGUAUGGUUGAUGAUGCGCUCCAGCUCCUAGCCAAAAUGAUUGACAAGGGCAUUUCACCUGAUAUUGUCACAUAUAGUGCUAUACUUUGGGGUUUGUGCAAUUUCGGCAGAUGGAAAGAGGCGAAAGACUUAAUUACUAAAAUGGUGGAUCACAAGAUAUCUCUAAAUGUGAUUACUUUCAAUAUAUUGGUGGAUGCAUUUUGCAAGGAAGGACUGGUCAAAGAGGCUGAGGAUGUUGUUGAAAUUAUGAUGCAAAGAAACAUUUUUCCUGAUGUUGUCACGUACACUACUCUCAUAGAUGGUUACAGCUUGGUUGGGCAAAUUGAUAAAGCAAGACAAGUAUUUGACUCCAUGCCAGGUAAAGGUUUGAAGCCUUGUAUCAUUAGCUAUAGUAGCUUGAUCAAUGGAUAUUGCAAGAAUGGAAAGGUAGAGGAAGCUUGGGCCCUUUUCCUCGAAGUUCGUCGUAAAGGGUUAGAUUACGAUGUAGUUACCUAUAACACCAUGGUACAAGGAUUAUUUGGUGCAGGUAGAUGUGCUGAUGGAUUGAAGCUUUUCAAAGAUAUGCACACUCAUCAACUAAUUCCCGAUGUAGUGACUUACACUACCUUAUUGAAUGGCUUGUGCAUGAACAAGCAUAUUGAUGAAGCAUUUUCUUUCCUACACAUAAUGGAAGAACAAGGUGUUAAUCCUGACAUAACUACAUACAGUAUACUCAUCCAUGGAUCAUGCAAGGAUGGAAAACUUGAGAUUGCCAGAGAUCUUUUCAAUAGCCUCCCUUGUAAAGGUUUGCGACCUAAUGUUCAAUUAUAUAGUAUCAUUAUUGGUUCACUGUGUCAAGAAGGACAUGUAGAGGAGGCAAAAUGUUUGUUUGUGGAAAUGGAAAAAAGUGGUUGUGCACCUGAUAGUGUGACAUAUAACGUUUGUAUCCAAGGUCUGCUUAAAAGAAAGUUACUUGCCGAGGCAAAGGCGCGCUUGGAUGAAAUGCACAAGCGAGGAUUCUCACCCGAUUCAACUACUGUGUCUCUAUUCCUUGAUCAACAACAAGAAGAAGGUUUGAGAAUGGAUAUAGUCUGGUUGGGCUCGAAGCCUUCUAUCAUUAGCUAUAAUAGCUUGAUUAAUGGUUAUUGCAAGAAGGGAGAGGUAGAGGAAGCUUGGCGCCUUUUCCUUGAAACCAUGCUAUAUGGAUUACUUGCUGGAGGUAGAUGUGUUGAUGUAUUGAAGCUUUUCAAAGAUAUGCAAGCACAAGUACUAAUUCUAUAUGGAUUACUUGGUGGAGGUAGAUGUGUUGAUGGAUUGAAGCUUUUCAAAGAUAUGCAAGCACAAGUACUAAUUCUUGAUUUAGUAACUUAUAAUACCUUGUUGAACGGCUUGUGCAUGAACAAGCAAAUUGCUGAAGCAUUUUCAUUCCUACACAUAAUGGAAGAGAAAGGUGUUAAUCCUAAUAUAACCACAUACAAUACACUCAUCCAUGGAUUAUGCAAGUAUGGAAUACUAGAGAUUACAAGAAAACUUUUCAAUAGCCUUUCUUCAAAAGGUUUGCAGCCUGAUAUUAGGACGUAUACUAUCAUUAUUGGUUCACUUUGUCAAGAAGGACUUAUAGAGGAGGAAAAAAGUUUGCUUAUAGAAAUGGAUAAAAGUGGUUGUGCGCCUAAUACUGUGACAUAUAAUGUCUGUAUCCAGCAUUUGCUUAAAAGGAAGGGGCUUUGUGAGGCAAAGACAUUCUUGGUUGAUAUGAAAAGACUAGUAUUCUCACCUGGUUCAACAAUUGUGUUGUUGUUACUGGGAGAUCGAGAUAGUAUUUGUUCAGAAAUAACAGAGAAGCUUUUACCAAAAAUAUAA